AUGUCAGAACCUCCAGGAAGCUACAACUCGUCUGGCGAUUACCACUCUCCUAUAUAUUCAAUCUAUACAGACAGUGAGGGCCAAUCUAGUGACCAAGCUCAAAAUGAAGAAGAGCAAGAUAUAGCUUCUGUGAUUCCCUCAAUAUUCUCAGAGGUUCUCCAGGCAAUAACCUCAAACCCAGGGUUAUACAAACCCCUCAAGCUCAACCAGCCUGCCCAGGAUACGUUAGAAGCUAUUGAAUCUGUCCAACCUGAUCCUCCGGAUGAUCAGAAGAUUGAAGAUGAGCCUAACCCUAAAGAUGAUGAGACAGAGAUAGGUUUGAAUAAGAUCGAAGGGUUUAUUAUCGAGUUUUUGACAAAACUUAACUAUGCUGCUGAUAAGGCACACUGGCCUGUGGGGUUCCAAAGGGGUGAACUGCAAAUAACCCUUCCGAUGAAAGAUAGUAGUCAUCACCCCGGACAAGAAAGAGGGCUCCAAUUCCCAAGAGGAGUGGAGCGAAAGACUUGUCGCUUUGCACGAUUCCUCCAGGUGUUGGACCUCUCACAUUUGGCCAUUUUAGAAAGGACGCCAAUCUUGAUCCGGGACGUUUAUUACCACAACAUGCCCCUCUUCCUCAAGCAAGUUUGUGUGGAGGAGGUAUGA
Puccinia graminis f. sp. tritici CRL 75-36-700-3 is the source of this 642-nucleotide messenger RNA. RefSeq lists its product as uncharacterized. Lineage: Eukaryota; Fungi; Basidiomycota; Pucciniomycetes; Pucciniales; Pucciniaceae. Gene Ontology annotation, biological process: DNA metabolic process. Gene Ontology annotation, molecular function: catalytic activity; ATP binding; DNA binding. The transcript has 5 exons. The record is from RefSeq and is a predicted model, not a curated record. The coding region runs from base 1 to 642 and encodes 213 amino acids. Gene Ontology annotation, cellular component: chromosome.